Brassica napus (rape) is the source of this 1366-nucleotide messenger RNA. Its product is annotated as cyclin-H1-1. The transcript has 13 exons. Gene Ontology annotation, biological process: regulation of cyclin-dependent protein serine/threonine kinase activity; regulation of transcription by RNA polymerase II. The coding region runs from base 219 to 1229 and encodes 336 amino acids. NCBI's taxonomy places the organism in Eukaryota, Viridiplantae, Streptophyta, Magnoliopsida, Brassicales, Brassicaceae. Gene Ontology annotation, molecular function: cyclin-dependent protein serine/threonine kinase regulator activity. The record is from RefSeq and is a predicted model, not a curated record. Gene Ontology annotation, cellular component: transcription factor TFIIK complex; nucleus.
UCUCUACUGCCUACUGGUUCUGUCUGAUACAGAAGGAGAACCUCCGUCGAUAGUGUGUGUGAAUUUGAUCGGCAUUAACACACUAUUCGAUAAAAGAGAGACACUUUUUUUUUGUUGGGUAUUGAUAAAGAGAGAUACUUUGGAACAUUCACAAGUGAGAUUUUCGAUUUCGUAUCUUUUGAAUCAGUGGGAGCUGUUAAGCAGCUCCUCCUCAAGUAAUGGCGGAUUUUCAGACAUCAACUCAACGGUCCAAGUGGAUUUUUACUCCCCAGAAACUGGCAGAGAGAUAUAAAGCUGCUAAUCAGAGGGCAGUGCAAUUGCUGGAGAAGUGUGGAACAACUCAAGUUGAAGUAGAUGCCAGUGGAUUACUAACUUAUCCUACUGAGAAAGGUGAUGCAGGAUCAGGAGAUCAACCUGAUAAGAAGCUUAAACCGUUGAGUGUUGAUGAAGAACGGUUUAUGAGAACAUUUUAUGAGGGAAAGGUCCAAGAAGUGUGCAGUGCCUUUGAAUUUCCUCACAAGAUUCAGGCAACAGCCCUCCAAUACUUCAAAAGGUUUUAUCUGCAAUGGUCUGUUAUGCAACAUCAUCCAAAAGAAAUAAUGUUAACCUGCGUGUAUGCAGCUUGUAAAAUAGAGGAGAACCAUGUAUCUGCUGAGGAAAUAGGGAAAGGGAUUAAACAAGAUCACCACGUAAUUCUCAAGUAUGAGAUGGCUGUUCUUCAGAGUCUGGAAUUUGAUCUGAUUGUUUAUGCACCGUAUCGUGCAAUCGAAGGCUUUAUUUGUAACAUGGAGGAGUUUCUUCAAGCUAGAGAUGAUGAAAUCCAGAAGCUGGAGAUUUUGCUCAAAGCGGCAACAGGAGAAGCCGAUAAAGUUAUGCUCACAGAUGCUCCACUCCUCUUUCCUCCUGGUCAGUUGGCGUUGGCUGCUCUGCGUAUUGCAAAUGGGGUUCUCGGAGUGGUUGACUUUGAUAGGUACCUAGAGAACAUUGUUUCUCAACCGAACUCUGAGCACACGACUUCAGAGCUCACUAGAUUACUUGAUGACAUCGAAUCUUUGGUAAAGAAGUACAAGUACCCAAGUGAAAAGGACAUGAAGCAUAUCAACCGGAAGCUUAAAUCUUGUCUAGGACAUAGUUCUUCACAUGACGAGAGCAAGAAACGGGAGAAGAGAUCGAAGCACAAGUCUCAUAGAAGCUCCAGUGAUAUACCAAAGGAGGCACCGAUAGGUUGAGUUUCUCGUUUUGCCACUAACUAUUCUUUUGUUGGCAUGUUAAUUUUAAUCGCAAAGAAUGUGAGAAAUCCCCUUGGCAGUUUGUUUCUCUGUUAUUGUUCUUACUAGUAAAUUUGAAUAUUUUUUAAAACUGGAAA